Arachis duranensis is the source of this 2827-nucleotide messenger RNA. RefSeq names its product G-type lectin S-receptor-like serine/threonine-protein kinase RKS1. Lineage: Eukaryota; Viridiplantae; Streptophyta; Magnoliopsida; Fabales; Fabaceae. Gene Ontology annotation, molecular function: ATP binding; protein serine/threonine kinase activity. Gene Ontology annotation, biological process: recognition of pollen; protein phosphorylation. The record is from RefSeq and is a predicted model, not a curated record.
UAGAAGAUAGUUCUUCAUUAUCUUUUCCCGAUCAUUAUUCUAUAGAAUAUUUAUUGAUAAGGUGUGCUAAUAAUCACAAGGAAGGGUGACAUGAGACAUUUAACAUGUCCCAAGUCUAGCACUUUAAUUCAUUAUGUCAUAUUUAAAUACAUUCACAUGUGUCUCAAACCUUCAUUUUCUCUUCAAAAGAUCCUUUCUUUCUUGUGAAUGGCCCAAAACCAUUAUUCUCUGCUUAGUUCUUUGAGUGUAGUCCUUCUCAGCAUCUCACUUACCUCAUGUUCUGAUACAAUUACCAUUGACAAACCCCUCAGAGAUGGUGAGAUUCUUGUUUCUAAGAGCAAAACCUUUGCCAUGGGAUUCUUUAGUCCAGGCAAAUCCACUUCCCGUUACAUCGGAAUCUGGUACAACAACUUGCCAGAACAAACUGUGAUUUGGGUUGCAAACAGAAACACUCCCAUCAACGACACAUCAGGGGUUCUCUCAAUCAACCAGCAUGGAAAUCUAGCACUCUAUAACAACUAUACCACUCUUCCAAUUUGGUCUUCAAAUGUUUCACUCACACACUCCAACAACAACGUUGUAGCUCAACUCUUGGACACAGCAAACUUUGUUCUGUUCCAAAACAACACCGGAACCAUCCUAUGGCAAAGCUUUGAUCACCCUACUGACACCUUCAUUCAGCACUUGAAAGUUGGUUUUGACAGAAGAAGUAACAAGAGCUGGUUCCUCCAAUCAUGGAAGACAGAUGAUGACCCUGCUCCUGGUGCAUACACGUUGGGAUUCAACCCCAAUGGGAAGCCACAGCUGUUCUUAUACAACAAGAACCUUCCAUGGUGGCGAGGAGGAUCAUGGAACGGUGAAUUGCUCAUGGGUAUACCAAACAUGAAACGUGACAUGCUCAAAUUCAAUAUUUCUUAUGAGGAAGAUGAAAACCAUUCAGCACUCUCAUACACCAUGUUUGAUGAGUCCAUUGUGAGCAGAAUAGUGGUUCAGCAAUCAGGUUUCUUUCAAGUGUUCACCUGGGAUUUCCAGAAGAGUCAGUGGAACCGGUACUGGUCAGAGCCAACAGGUCUAUGUGAUAACUAUGGAACAUGUGGAUCUAACAGUAACUGUGACCCUUUGGACUAUGAUGAGGCCUUUCAGUGUAGUUGUUUACCUGGGUUUGAACCCAAGUUCCCGCGAAACUGGUAUGAGAAUAGAGAUGGAUCAGGAGGGUGUGUGAGGAAGAAAGGGGUGUCUGUUUGUGAGAAUGGGGAAGGGUUUGAGAAGAUUGAAAGCUUGAAGAUUCCUGAUACAUCUAUGGUAAUAGUUAAAAAGGGUUUGAGUUUGAAUGAGUGUGGUGGGAGUGGGUGCAUGACAUGGCAUGGGGACUUGAUGGACAUUCAGAAGCUCAGUGAUCAAGGCCAAGAUCUUUUUGUCCGUGUCGACUCUGUUGAGCUAGCCAAGUACUAUAAAAGACCAAGAUUGUUUGGUAAAGACAAGUUGGUAGCGGCUCUGGUAGCUUUCAUGCUUCUGGUUCUCCUUCUAGUGUCCAGUGUGUAUUACUUGUGGAAGAAGAGUAAAAACAAAGAGAAAAUGAUGUGGGAUUUAAAUCAUGGUUCUCCAAGAGAAGAAAACGAUGUUCAAAGCAAAAGACAUCCAAACCUUCCCUUAUUCAGUUUUAAAAUGAUAAUGGCAGCCACAGAAAAAUUUUCUCCAGAUAAUAAGCUAGGCCAAGGUGGAUUUGGCUCUGUCUAUAAGGGUCAUCUAUUUGAUGGACAGGAGAUAGCAGUAAAAAGACUCUCCAAAGAUUCAGGUCAAGGAAUAGAAGAGUUCAUAAAUGAAGUUACACUGCUAGUUAAACUCCAACACAGAAAUCUUGUGAGGUUGCUCGGUUGUUGCCUUGAGAAGGAAGAAAGAAUGCUAGUUUACGAAUACCUUCCAAACAAAAGCCUAGACUUCCUCAUAUUUGAUGAAGUUCGAAGAUCAUCGUUAGAUUGGGGUCAACGCUUUAAAAUUAUUUCGGGAAUUGCUCGAGGUGUAUUGUAUCUUCAUCAAGAUUCAAGAUUGAAAAUAAUUCACAGAGAUCUAAAAGCCAGCAAUGUUCUUCUUGAUGCUGUAAUGAAUCCCAAAAUCUCAGACUUUGGAAUGGCUAGAAUAUUUGGAGAAGAACAAAUUCAUGCAAGUACAAAAAAAGUAGUUGGAACCUAUGGUUAUAUGUCACCUGAAUAUGCAAUGGAAGGACGAUACUCUACAAAAUCAGAUGUCUUCAGUUUCGGAGUCUUGUUAUUGGAGAUUAUUGCUGGAAAAAGAAAUUCAAAUUGUGAAAAAGGAAGAGCAGCCUCCUUAAUUGGAUAUGUGUGGAAACUUUGGACUGAAGGAAGGGCCUUGGAUGUUGUAGAUUCAACACUAGGCCAAUCUUAUCCUCCUGAAAUAGCACUGAGGUGCAUUCAAAUUGGACUAUUGUGUGUGCAAGAAAGCGUCAACAAUAGACCUUCCAUGUUAGAAGUUGUUUUCAUGCUACGCAAUGAAGCACCUAUUUGUUCACCUCAGAAGCCAGCAUUUUUAUUCAAUGGCAAUCUGGACAUGAAAGAUUCAUCAACAUCUGGAGGAGGAUCUUCAGUAAAUGAAGUGACAGUAACUACCAUCUCUGCUAGAUAAAAUCCACCUCCAAUAUUGUAAAGGGUUCAACAUUGUUAGUAGGUUCUAUUAGUUUAAGUUGCUUGAGAAAUUCUGUUUCUUCAUUACAUAAUGAGUAUAUUUGCAUGAAGAUUGGCCUAGUGCAGGUUCAUUUCUUCUUGAGAUAACUUGAUUAUCUUUUUCGCUUACAAUACUCUAUAACAAUACA